UAGCACCAGAGCGCGAAAGAGCAAGCGGGUUCGAUGAAAGCAGGCGUCCGUCGCAGAUUGAUCGAUGAGGGACGCGCUGGCUCGCGCAUUGCGAGCGAGUGAGAGACAGAGAGCGGGAGCAGUCAAUAUUCGUCAUCUGCAUAGCGUGGUUAUUGCAUAAGCGAGGGUACAUUAGUCUACCGUUCCCUUCCAUCCGCGUUCGUAGACGCUCCGGAGCGGCUCGGGAAGCCGACAUCUACCCGCAGAGGAAGGAAGCGAUCAUACCGUUAACGCCUCGCCUACGAGCUUGUUCGAGGGGUUCUGUCACCGAUCGCCAGAAACCAUGGUGGGGAACUUGCAGACGCGCCCCGCCGGUGCCGCUGGUGCAGCGCGAUUCGCCCGCCUCCCUCAACGAUGGAUCGGGUCGUACAGAAGCGAAAGGCUUGAGCCACGCUGCCGGGAUCCUGCAUCACCUGCGUCGUUCGGGCAGUCUGGGGAGGAUUGCUUUGUUUGCGACAGAUCACUUUUCGAGCGCGGAUUUAGCAAGGGAUUGUGGUGUUUUCGUCGGUGGCUUGUCUGCUUGAUAGGCUGUUAUUGGUCUGCUGCAUGCAUUCGCUGGCUGUCUGGUCGACACGUUCCAGUUGGCGUGCAUACGAGCGAUCCGAGAUCUCAUUUCAAGUCGAGCUUGGUGGUGGAUGUGGGUGCCAGCGUACCUUGCUUUAUAAUUUGCAUUGAGCGCGAUCAGGCUUCGGUUUUCUGUUGUUCUGCAGCUUUGCUCCGCGAGAGUCUGACAAUGCGCAGGCCCCGCCGUUUCGUAGAACGUGAGGCUCACCUUGAUCGACUCGAUUGCAGGCGGCUUAUCGUUAGUUCGUGCCAGGAAUACCACUCAUUCCGCUGACAAGCUUGCACUACGACAAUCCGACUGGCGGAUGAGUCGGUGGGCAUCUGAUACAUGGCUUAGGCGUUUGUCUCUGCCGUCAGUGCGGAGGAUCUCAUUACCUCUGAUCUAGCUGCGCCAGUCAGGCGAAGGCAGGAGCUAGGUAGACUUUAUGAACGAUCUUGCCGGGCUCUCUGCAUGAUCUAUUCGCAGCCGUGCCUUGACAACUCGUGCCGGAGA
Baudoinia panamericana UAMH 10762 is the source of this 1096-nucleotide messenger RNA. RefSeq lists its product as uncharacterized. Lineage: Eukaryota; Fungi; Ascomycota; Dothideomycetes; Mycosphaerellales; Teratosphaeriaceae. The transcript has a single exon. The coding region runs from base 323 to 877 and encodes 184 amino acids. The record is from RefSeq and is a predicted model, not a curated record.